Messenger RNA from Ilex paraguariensis (yerba mate), 1470 nucleotides. The record is from the annotation of a GenBank genome assembly. Lineage: Eukaryota; Viridiplantae; Streptophyta; Magnoliopsida; Aquifoliales; Aquifoliaceae.
GGGUAUUUGAAAUUUGGUAAGUUAGUUGACGCUCGGAAGGUGUUUGAUAAAAUGUUGAAAAGUAAUGUUGUUUCUUGGACUGCUAUGCUUAAUGGGUAUUUGAUUUUUGGGUUAGAAAAUGAAGCUUUGAAGUUGUUCUCUGAUUUUGUUGGAAAUGGGAUUCGGCCAAAUUCUAAGACCUUUGUGUGCGUUUUGAGUUUGUGCAGUAGGAGAGUGGAUUUGGACCUUGGGAAGCAAAUUCAUGCAUGUGUAAUAAAAAAUAAUACGAGUAAUUUGAUUACAGAUAGCGCCAUAGUGUAUUUUUAUGCGCAGUGUGGUGACUUGAUGGGUGCGUUCCGUAUAUUUGAUAGGAUGAGAGAUCGGGAUGUAGUCUGUUGGACGACUAUGAUCACUGCUUGCUCGCAAAAUGGUUGGGGCGAGGAGGCUUCUGUGAUGUUUUCACAAAUGCUAUCUGAUGGAUGUGCCCCUAAUGAGUUUACAGUGUCUAGUGUUCUGAAGGUUUGUGGGGAGGAGAAGGCAUUGAAGGUUGGAAGACAAUUGCAUGGGGCCAUAGUUAAGAAGAUAUUUACAAAUGAUAUUUUCUUAGGGACAGCGCUAGUGGAUAUGUAUGCGAAAUGUGGAGAAAUAGAGGAUUCUAAGACAGUGUUUGAUGGAAUGAGGAAGAGGAACACAGUUACAUGGACUUCUAUCAUAGCAGGGUAUGCUCGGAAUGGUUUUGGUGAAGAAGCCAUAAGACUUUUUCGAGUAAUGAGAAGACGAAAAGUAUUCUCUAACAAAUUGACCAUGGUAAGCAUCCUUAGGGCAUGUGGAUUGAUUAGGGCUUUGUCGACAGGAAAGGAAGUACAUGCACAGAUAAUCAAAAAUUAUGGUCAAAGCAAUAUCCACAUAGGAAGCACUCUCGUGUGGCAUUAUUGCAAAUGUGGAGAGUACUCUACUGCAUCCAAGGUCCUCCAAGAGAUUUCCCUAAGAGAUGUUGUUUUAUGGACUGCAAUGAUUUCUGGAUGUGCUCAACUGGGGCAUGAGUAUGAGGCUCUUGGAUUCUUAAAAGAGAUGUUGGGGGAAGGUGUGGACCCAAACCCUUUCACUUAUUCAUCAGCUUUGAGGGCAUGUGCUAAACUAGAAGAUAUUCAGCAGGGGAGGUUGAUUCACUCCUCCAUAAACAAGACCCCUGCCUUGUCUAAUGUGUUUGUGGGCAGCUCUUUAAUUAACAUGUAUGCUAGAUGCGGAUAUGUUUUGGAGGCAACCCAAGUUUUUGAUAGCAUGCCAGAACGGAAUUUGGUUUCUUGGAAAGCUAUGAUUGUGGGAUAUGCAAAGAAUGGGCUCUGUGGGGAGGCUUUGAAGCUCAUGUACCGAAUGCAAGCAGAAGGUAUUGAGGUGGAUGAUUACAUCCUUGCAACAGUUAUUUGUGCGUGUGGAGAUUUUGAAUGGAGCAUAGAAGCUUCGUCUGAGCAUUGCCUUUACUUAAGUUGA